AUCACGUGUUUUCGGCAUGACCGCAAAGGUGUGGCCACACUUCUGGCGAAUCUGGCCCGACUCCCGGCCGAGUGGCUACACGAACUUCUUCAAGUUGCUGGACAUCAUUGUGGCGCCUGUCCAUUCGCUGUUAACACCAUCAUAUUACCGCCAAGUCAUGGCACGAAGGAAAGCAAAGCACCCCAAGAAUUCUGCUUCUGCUGCAGAGAGGAUGAACGACGAAGCGUCAGGAAAGCGAGACGUGCUAGCAGACAUGCCGGUGGACAUCAUGCACGAAAUAAUUUUAUACCUUCAUCCUCGAGAGCUUCUCAGUCUCUCACGAACGUCGAAGACGACCCAUUCGUUCCUAAUGAAGAAGAGCUCCGCGUCAUACUGGAAAGAGUCCCUGAAGAAGGUCGACGGCCUGCCCGCUUGUCCAGACAAGCUCAUCGAACCUGCGUGGGUCGCCUUGGUUUUUUCGACCUUCUGCACGGCUUGUGGAAAAGGCACGGCCCUCCGAGUUCAUUGGGCAUUCUUGAUGCGAUUGUGCAGCUCCUGCAAGCCGCAGCUAGUGGUAAAUGAUAUUGAUGAUUUAGUGGGUGAAAGAUUGUGUCUUCCAGAUACUCUUAUCUCUAGGGGCUGUGUCUCUCGGACGAGUGGACAUUGCUACCUGAAAUCCGAAGUACAGCAAGUUGCCAGUACAUGGGAAGAUCUAUCUGCUCCCCAAAAAUAUGACCAACUGUCAAAGUGGAUUACUGAACAAGUCCGCAGCGUCGACGAAGUACACAAGUUCCAAGACUCGUGCAUCAUUUGGUUGGAGAAACAGGAUUCCGCACGCCACCGUGAACAAGAUCUUCUCAAGCAGAAGCGUUUGAGCGACAUCACCCAAAGACUCCAAGCACUUGGCUGGGGGCCUGAGCUUGAUAUGCUCAAAAAAGACCGGAGCGAACUACUAUCGAGUCACAGGCUCGUCUGCAUGACAAACAAGCUCACUGAACAUGGCUGGCGGAAAGUCCAGGGCGAGAUAAUCAACUUCAUGCAAGGCAUACGGACGGAACGUUUGGAGCGCCAGCUCUGUGAAACGUUGAAGACGCGUUGGCCUAUCUUCAAAGCUGCAGGAAGGGUGCUUUUGGACGAAUACCUGAACAAGUAUCCACAGGCCAGAACUUGGGGUCUGAACCUCGCAGACCUCGCGUUCACGGCCGCUUUUCGCGAAGUGAUGUGCGUGUCUACAGAUGUGCAGGUGGAGAAGCACAGCUUCAUGAAAUUGCGAGAAGAUAUAGACGCAAUUGUGGAAGGCUGGAGGGUGCGCAUAUGCUCAGAACUUUGCCAAUUCAUCGGACGACAAACUGGACAGCCUCCCAAGGACAUGGACUGGCUGCGUCUCGCGACGACGAUGUUUAGAUGCAAACGUUGUUCCGGGCAACAAUUGCUAUUCUACCCAUAUCUCGUGGCCCACAGGUGUUUACGCCAUGUCUCAUCGAUAUCGGCAGCGCGCGGCUCUUAUUACGGUUCGGUGUGCGCGUACAUCGGGGUACCCUGCAUACCUGAGGUCAACGCGUUGGAGGUUUUUACCUCGAGUGUCGUGCGCAGAGUUGUACGAUUUUGCGGCAAGAACCCAAAGACGGCCACUGCGAGGGAAAUGGAUGCAUUGAAUGGCACCUGGCUUGUACGAGGUAACAUGAUCAUGACGUGGCGUGCCGCGAUCAUCGACGCCCUCCGCCUCAAAGAUGACCUCUCAACGUGGCGGAUGGCAGAGUUGGAAGAAAGCGUGAGGGCGAAGCAGCGGGAAACGUGGUUGAUACAGGCUAAGGCCCAACUAUGGAGAUGCACGAGAUGUUCAAAAUCCGUGGCCUUCGAUUGCCUGGAACAUAUGAGGUCGCACUGUCAAAGACGCCAUGGCGUUAUUGACCCCAAGAUCGAAGACGGAGACAUUGAAAUGGGCCACAAUCCUGAUACUGACUGCGCCAGUGGUAUCUGUAGGUUGAAGCUGAAGAUGCUGGACCGGGGUUUCCUGAUCUAAGACCGCAAUUCUUCCAAGUUGUGAUCGCCAUAGCUUAGUCAUCACUCCACAUUGUAAAGUGGACAUGAACAGAGCAGAAUUUUCUCGCGUACUUCACCUACACUUACAUACAGCGGGUUCAUCCGUAUGAUACAAUCGAACAGACCGUGUUAGUUAGUUCCGGCCACGAGCGCGUUGAAUCAUG
Molecule: messenger RNA, 2186 nt
Organism: Rhodofomes roseus
Lineage: Eukaryota; Fungi; Basidiomycota; Agaricomycetes; Polyporales; Fomitopsidaceae
Exons: 10
Coding region: 17-2002 (661 amino acids)
Molecular function (GO): protein binding
Source: RefSeq, a predicted model, not a curated record